CGAGGACCUGACCUGGCUCACGAUGUCCCCAAAUGGUCUUCUUGGUUGAGUCGUUACCAGAGUGAGUUCCUUGUUGCUCAUUCUUGUUUUCCUGACCAUCUGACCUUCAGUAUCGAGUGAGCGUUGGUGACAGCUGUUGACGAUGUAUGUCUGCAGUUUGUUGGAAAUGCUUUUCGUGACGCCCCAAAUUUCUGAACCAUAUAGAAGCACUGACUUGACUGCCAUGAGUAUUGAAAAUCCGGAUGUUGUUCACGCUUUAUACUGAGUGCAGUGCAGUAGAUCUCCACACAGAUUUCGGAAUAAUGAAGACCUGUCUUGCUUUUCCUUUCCUGGCUUCGACGUCCUCAUCUGUGCCACCUGCAGUUGAAGUGAUGUUGCCUAGGAGGUAUGGAUUCACGUGUUAAUCAACCGGAUAUAGAAAACAUUGGAGAUCUGAUAAGACACUCCAAAGUCAACUACAAUGCAUUCAAAACUAUUCGAGAAAAAUUAGCAAAACCAAUAUCUUCUAGUGAAUACAGUAAAUUUCUGCAAUCAUUGACUGAACAUGUGCAUGAGUUUACAGCAAAUCAUAUUAAACAGUUGUUACUGGGCAUUACAAAUACAUAUGAUUGGAUGAUUUGUGAACAUCCAGGAGUCUCAGUGAAUAUGAUGAAUCUAUAUGUAGCUAGUAUCUCAUACUUUCCAUAUUUUGUUGAUGAUAUCUGUGAAUAUUAUGUAAAACAGGUGUUGUAUUUAAAAGAUUGUAUUGAACAAUUAGUAAACAACAGAAACUGUAGUCAUUUAAACAUUAUUGCAGUUGAAUUUUUUACAAUCUUAUGUCAAAAUGCACCGAAUUCAGUAUCUAUUAUUGUUGAUAUAUUGAUUAAACGAUUUCCGAAUUGGCGUAAACCAACUAACGAAUUAAUUUGGGCAACUUAUAGUGUUUUAUCUUUGAUUUCAUCCAAAAAAUCUUCAAAACUGUUAAGUCAUACUGACAAAUGCAAUAUGAUAUCUGUGAUAUUUACUACUGUUAUUGAUUUAGAACUAAAUCCUGAUGGAAUAAAUCAUGAAAAUUUAUUGCCUUUAUUUGAGAACACACCGAUAAACACAGCAUUCCAAAAGUUUGAUAAAAGUAUGCUUGAAACGAAUAUAAACGUUUUAUUUAACUCAAUUCAAAAUUCAAUUGUUAUUGAUAAAAACUGGUUGAAACUUGAACUCCUCUGCUGGUUACUUAUGUCAUAUAUUAGUAGUAUAUGUGUGAAGACAGAUAACACUCCAUCAUUGGAAUUUGAUUGGGAUUUACUUUGUUCAAUAUUUCGGCGGGCACGUGACAUCUUCUCCGAGCAUAUUCUACCAGUGAAUAUUUAUUUAUCAGCCUAUCCAAUGAUAUGUUUCUAUAUGUGUAGUCUACGUGGUGGAUUGGUGAUCAGUUUUGUUGAUUUCCUAUGGAAUGCAGUAAAAGAUGAGCAUCGUGAUCAAGGCAGUCGUCUUAUGGCGUUGUCCUAUCUUUGUUUCUUAUUGGUUAAUGGGAAAUUUUGUUUUAUUGAUCUAGUAUUAGAAAUAAUGCAUGAUAUGGCUACUUGGUGUAUAGACUACACAUAUCGACAUCGUCGAUUGCUAACAGGCGCCCACACAAAUUUGCUAUCGUCAGACAACAAAAUUUAUUACGGUACAUGUGAUAUUCUGGUGUAUAUAUUUGUCCAGUUACAUUGCGAAUUGUUAAAUCCAGAACACUUUGAAAGUUGUAAUCGAUUGCCUAUCGCACAGAUCAGUAUAUCACCUUUUAAACCAAUGUUAAAUAUGUCAGAGGAACUACGUCGAGCAUUUUUUCAAAUUAUAUCUGCCUAUCAUUUAAGUUGGUCUACAAUUGGUUUAACGCAAUCACUUUGUGAUCGAAAUAAUCAUCAAAUGAAGAAUGAUUCCCUGUUAACUGUGGAGGUUAUUCGUUCACUUAAGCCAAGUAAAGUUUUUCAUAUGCCAGAAAAUAAGUGUGCUUUAUCGCUUUCAUCAGCUGUUAUCAAUGGCUUAUUUCGCAACAUUAAUUUAGGGGAAUGUAUGAUUAGUAGUCAACAGGAUAUCAGUGUUUCAAAAGACAACCAUUAUAAUUCUCAUAACAUAGUGUCAUCAAUAUCUCCUAGACGGAAAAAACGAAAAGCAUCAACUAUAGGCGAGACCGAAGGCAUUACCAGUGAACUGCAAUCGUCAAAAAGUUAUGAGGAAUCUGUGUAA
Molecule: messenger RNA, 2208 nt
Organism: Heterobilharzia americana
Lineage: Eukaryota; Metazoa; Platyhelminthes; Trematoda; Strigeidida; Schistosomatidae
Source: the annotation of a GenBank genome assembly